This is a messenger RNA of Eleginops maclovinus (Patagonian blennie), 3677 nucleotides long. RefSeq names its product endosulfine alpha b (gene ensab). NCBI's taxonomy places the organism in Eukaryota, Metazoa, Chordata, Actinopteri, Perciformes, Eleginopidae. The record is from RefSeq and is a predicted model, not a curated record. Gene Ontology annotation, cellular component: cytoplasm. Gene Ontology annotation, molecular function: protein phosphatase inhibitor activity.
UUGGGGAGCAGCAGCACUAGUCGUGUCCAGAAAAGGAGGAUUAGAUUCAGUACAGGUACAUCAAACCGUACCUUGUAUAUUCAACUCUUCGAGUUGUCUGGCAAACGGGACACUUGCUUGUCCAUCACACUCACACAAUGUCGUCAGAAAACCUCGACUCGGACACUCAGGUGGACUACGAGGACGAAAAACAGGACUCCCAAGAGAAGAAUGCAAACCCUGUGAGCAGAGAGGCCAAGCUGAAGGCCAAGUACCCGGGCCUGACCCAGAAACCCGGGGGCUCAGACUUCCUGAUGAAGAGACUACAGAAAGGGCAAAAGUACUUUGACUCAGGCGACUACAACAUGGCCAAGGCAAAUAUGAAAAAGCUUCCUGUGGCGGGGCCCGACAAGAACCUGGUGACCGGCGACCACAUUCCCACGCCGCAGGACCUGCCGCAGAGGAAGUCCUCCUUGGUGACCAGCAAGCUAGCCGGCUAGCCUCCAUCACCCUGGAAGCACCCUAACCCCGGCCUCCUGGGGCUCCCAUCAAAAUAUCCCUCCUCCUCCUCCUCCAUCUAUGUCCACCCCCCUCCCCUCUCUUCCCCUUUUCCUCCCCAGGCACCACUGGCUUUAACAUGUCGGGCAGAGUUGUAUAAGUUCAAAAAACUCCAUUUGCUUGUAUGUGGGUGGGGCAGUGUGGGAGGGGUGGAGGUCGCUGCCUUCUCGGCGUUCCCACCAUGCACCCCCCCCCCACACACACACCCCCCUAGUUGUUUUUUGUUCGCUCCGAGAUGCAUCACAGUGGGUGUGUCAUCGGGCAGGGUUUGGAGGGGGUGAGUGAUAAUGCACUUUGUAGUCUGUAGUAUGCUUUGUUUAGUUUUUGCAUCCUAAAUGACACCAAAAUAAUUUGUGUAAGGGAGUUAGGAACCUUGAUUCUUUGGUUCCUUUUGUUCCCUGUCUUUGCCGGUGGCAAGCUGGAGCGGGAGGGGGUGACAGACAUGUGUCAAUAAUGGCUUGCAUACCAAAUCUGAGUUCUUUUGCAUUCACUGACACCAUAUCGGGAGGAAAUGGGGGACAUGAACGGAGGCCUUCCUUCGUUGAACAAAAAUCCAGCUCAGCCAAAGGGGGGUUUGAAGCUUUCUCUCUCUGCUCAUGUUGCUGUAAUUCUUGACUCCCUUUUCUCCUGUUCAAUCUAAUUAUGCUGCAUGAUUGUAACAUGUAAGAAAAAAGAAAUGUAACAUGUUUUUUGUUUUUCAACGGGAGCGGGGCUUUUGCUUAGUAAUAGGAAGUAUAAAAACAAACACACGGAGCCCUUAAACGUUCACACUUCCUUCCUUCCUUCCUUUCCUUAUUGCUAUCCCGACAAUCCAUGAACACGCGCUCCUGUAAUCGGCCCGGGGCGAGAGCCAGCUGAGUAUGUCCUUGUAUUAUUUUUAAUGGCGGGGAACCAUGCCAGUCUGAGGUCAGUCUUACUUUGGUUGCUGUCGAGAUGCAUCAAAACAUGUGUUUGCCAUGAGCCUAAAAAGAUUUGUGGGGUUAUUGAAGCACCCCGCGUAGAGUAUAUGCUUCUGUAAAUAAUACUGAAACAAGCACGUAAUAGGAGAUGAGCUCUCUGAAGACUGAGAGAAAUGGCAGUGCUGAAUCGACUCGCUUGACUUCACACCACAGCUAUCAGUCUCAGAGACAGGGGGUCUCAUCCAUCUAUUUAAUGUGGCCUGUUACCAUCAUCUGGCUCGCAUUGUGAGGUGACGAGGCAGACUGGAAGCUGGUCUGACUCACUUUGUGUUUGGAUCUCAUGAACAUAGAGUGAUGUAAAACAUGACCCAGACAUCUUACUUUCUGGUCAUCUUUAAAACACAGAUUUAAGAAACACUUUGUUAGCCUUUCAACUCAUAUUGUGACUAAACUGCUGUAGCAGAUAAUGAAAAGACAAAAAUAUCCUUCAUAGAUGUGCCGUGACAAUUGCUUUCAGACAUUUAGGACCGACCAAAAAUAAAUAAUUCUAGCUGCUUGUUCUCACAAAGGACUUUAAUUCAUCGCCGUUUUGUUGGAGAUGGUUUUCUCGAUGUUUUACACUUUAUAUCACAAUCACAGGAAGUGGUUCCCUUGACAUGUUGCCCUCUCUGGCCAGUCACAAUUUAAGACACUAACUUCAGUGAAAUAACAUUACUACUUCCCUUAAACAUUAGCUGGAGUAUAGAGCUGCCACCAUUGCCCCGUAGAACAAAGGGUUUUUGUUUCAAACUGAGUCACCACACAGACUGAUCUUUGAUCCCGGGAGGUAAACAGCAGGAACCCUGCUCACAACAGGUGUCAGCUCCCCAGAUUGUCAUCACAGGCUUAAAGUGGGACACUGCAUGCCUGCAGGAUGCACUCACCCCAGCACUUGGAAAGGCAGAGAGAGAUUUUAAAACACACUGCACUCAUAUGCCACCUGUUAAUGUGGUGCAACCUCUGAGAGAGAAUCAACAAACCUGCAGACUCUGAAUGCAUGCUGUCCACACAUCCAAGAACUGGACGCCGGCGCUCACUGAGAAUCAGCCUCCUGUAAAACACGGCUUCAGGGAACCUUCACAAACGCACUCUCCACCAUGUAGACCAAGUGACGGGGUGCAUGCACCAUCACUUCCUCAACCUCACUUCUUUUCCUUCGAGAAAAACGUGUCAAAUGUGCAGUGGGCGAAAGAGAACCGACCUGUGCGUAUGUGCUCGUGAUGGUGUUGUAUGAAUGCACUGCUUGUCUCUGUUCCAUCUAUUGUAAAUAGACUUCAACAGGAAGGGAUUUUUGUGUUGUUUCCCACCUGCUUUUCACUCAUAGCCUGAGCUAUUUUCUGAUUCAAUGGCUCCUCUCUCCUUUCUUUUUAACACUACUUCUGCUCGAUCUUAGUGAGACGCAGAGGCCAUGUGAAUCUGUAUCAUAUGAACAUAUGUGUAAAUGCUGCUGAUUCAGUCAAUGUCAAAUCAAAGAACACCGGUCCUCUUGAUUUUACCAGUCCCCCCCCCCCCCCCCCCCCAAGAAUCUUUGUUUCAGAGCUCCUGUCGCGAAGUCGAUUCAUUUGAGACUGGUAGACAGCAAUGUAAAUUCUACCCUACAUUUUUAAAGGUGCAUUAUUGAACUUCAUCCAGCUUUUGUCACUUUUGAUUGACAAUAACAGAGCAUUAAGCAUCAUAUUGUGUCAAAAAGACUAAAGUUGUGUGCUUUUAAAAAGUAAAGAUGGCGGCCAGGAGUUCUUGAAUGCUACUUGAUGUUUGGCUUUGCACAGAGCGGUUUAACGAGAGGAAAUAGCAGGGUAUGUUUCAAACACAAAGGGUGUCUCUCGUUCAGCUAUAUAAACACGUGCCAGAAUGUAAAAAGAAGCGACAGGCUGUGUGCUCUGAAGUUCUUUCGUGCUGCUUUUACCUUUGUCUGUUUUAUUGUUUUUAUUUGCAAUGAUAUGUUUAAUUUUCUUGUGUUCUCUUACUUACCAUAAUUAGUAUAUUUCAUCCUGGCCCAAGAUAACUGCAGGGAAAUCAGAGGCACCCCUUGCUUCCAAGGAAAAAAAAUAAAAUAAUGGUUUACAUGUUUAAAAAGGAUGAGUGGAGAACACAGGAAUGACUUUAAGACUUCAGAAAGUACACGAGUACUUGGAUUGUUUCAGUUGUGUGGGAGUAGGUGAGAGGAUUUUUGUCAGUAUUUGAAAUAAACUUUUACAUUAA